AUGGACGGCGAGAGCCAAGCACAGCGGGAGCAGCGACUUCAGCAGCUAUGGCGCAGGCUCGACGUGCGCCGUACCGGCAGCUUGGACUAUGCCGACUUGAAGCAAGGACUAGAGAAGAUGCAGCACCCCCUUAAGGAUGCCGACGCCCUCAUCAAAGACAUGCUACGCGCGUGUGACAUCGACCACGACGGCCGUAUCAGCUACAAAGAGUUCUGCCGCUUCUGUACGCAGACGGAAAAGGAACUAUGGCAGUUGUUCCAAGCCAUCGACCGUGACUCUAGUGGAAAACUGGAGAAGAAGGAGCUUUCUGCUGCCUUUGAAAGAGCUGGCGUGGCUGUAUCCAACGCACGAUUAGAACGUUUCUUCAACUACAUCGACAAGGACCACGAUGGCACCAUCGACUUCAGCGAAUGGCGGGAUUUCCUGCUCUUCAUUCCUACCAACGCACCCGGCCUCAAGGCCAUUUUCUCCUAUUACCAAUCUACCUCGAAGAUUUCCGCCGAAGGCGAUGUUCAUAUGAGCGACGAGGCUCUACAAGGGUUAGGUACGGUUCUCGCUUUUCUAAAAAAUGCGCUGUUCGGCGCAGUUACCCAGCUUGUUGAACCGGCCAAACGACCUUUGGUGGACCACCACGAUACGACCAGCCAGGCCACGCCUAUAUCCAUGUGGGAAGGCAGUGAGAGUCGGCCACAGCUACACUUUCCCGGUGUUGACGACGACAACACCACCGACGACGACCCCUACAUGCCGCUUAAGCCAGCCCGUCGGAAAGAAGACAACGCGAAAGCUCCGGAUGUGACGUCCGAUGGACAGCAAUCGCAGGAUGAAGGCAAGAAGAACGUCAAGCUGAUAGACUUCGUGCCCCAUGUAGGCUACUUUGCGGCCGGAGGUCUCAGCGGUAUUACCUCUAGAACCCUGACCGCGCCACUCGACAGGCUCAAAGUGUACCUGAUCGCGCAGACGGGCAAUGCAGACGAUGCCGUACGGCUUGCCAAGAAGGGUCGACCUCUCGCUGCGACCAAGCAUGGUGCUAGGACGCUGAUGUUGGCAUGGAAUGAGUUGUGGRCCGCGGGCGGCAUUCGUAGUCUGUUUGCUGGAAAUGGCCUCAACGUUAUAAAAGUCAUGCCGGAAUCAUCCGUCAAAUUUGGCGCGUACGAGGCCUCCAAACGUGCAAUCGCUGGUUUAGAGGGCCACAACGACCCGAAACGUAUCAAGCCUACAUCCAUGUUCGUAGCCGGUGGCAUGGCUGGAAUGGUAGCACAAGCGGCCGUCUAUCCGCUUGAUACGCUCAAGUUCCAGAUGCAGUGCUCGACCAUCGCAGGCGGUGAGACGGGCAAUCGUCUCAUCAUGUCCACGGCUGGAAAGAUGUGGCGAAAUGGCGGCAUUCAGGCCUUCUACCGCGKUCUCCCUAUGGGCUUGAUAGGAAUGUUUCCCUACGCGGCCAUUGACCUGAGCGUGUUUGAGACGCUGAAGAAGAAGAUGGUGGCGAGAAGCCGACGAUUGGAUCCCACGAUAAAGCAUGACGAGGAUGCUCUCCCGGGUAACUUCUAUCUCGCGCUGAUGGGUGGCUUCAGUGGGGCUAUUGGUGCGAGUGCGGUUUACCCCAUCAAUCUGCUGCGUACUAGGCUGCAGAGUCAGGGUACACCAGGCCAUCCACGAACCUACACCGGCAUUAUGGAUGUCACGCGACAGACACUGAAAGGAGAGGGAGUAAGGGGUUUGUUCAAGGGUCUGACUCCGAAUCUGUUCAAAGUCGUUCCGUCGGUGUCAAUCACUUAUGUUGUUUAUGAGAACACGAAGAAGGCGUUGCAUCUGCAGUGA
This is a messenger RNA of Ramularia collo-cygni, 1821 nucleotides long. Its product is annotated as related to calcium dependent mitochondrial carrier protein, putative. The record is from RefSeq and is a predicted model, not a curated record. The transcript has 6 exons. The coding region runs from base 1 to 1821 and encodes 606 amino acids. Gene Ontology annotation, molecular function: ATP transmembrane transporter activity; calcium ion binding. NCBI's taxonomy places the organism in Eukaryota, Fungi, Ascomycota, Dothideomycetes, Mycosphaerellales, Mycosphaerellaceae. Gene Ontology annotation, biological process: transmembrane transport.